AUGUUAAAUAUUUCCAAUCGUAAUUGGAUAUCGGGUAUUACCCUUUUUUAUGUUCUUUUGGCAAUUAUUUUACCAUUUUUAAAUAAUCAUGGUAAAAGCUCUUUAGUUUUGGCAGAUGAUUCAAACGAUACUGAAAAUUAUGGUACCGUGAUUGGUAUUGAUUUAGGUACUACUUAUUCAUGUGUUGGUGUGAUGAAAAAUGGUAAGGUUGAAAUUUUGGCUAAUGAUCAAGGUAAUAGAAUCACUCCUUCUUAUGUUGCAUUCACUCCAGAAGAAAGAUUAAUUGGUGAUGCUGCUAAAAAUCAAGCUCCUUCCAAUGUUCAAAACACUGUUUUCGAUAUUAAACGUUUAAUUGGUUUAAAAUACAACGAUAAAACCGUUCAAAAAGAAAUUAAGCAUUUACCUUAUACUAUUGAAAAGAAAGAUGGUAAACCCGUUGUUAAAGUUGAAUAUCAAAACGAUUUGAAAACUUUCACUCCCGAAGAAAUUAGUGGGAUGAUUUUAGGUAAAAUGAAAUCAAUUGCUGAAGAUUAUUUGGGUAAAAAAGUUACCCAUGCAGUUGUCACUGUUCCUGCUUAUUUUAAUGAUGCUCAAAGACAAGCUACUAAAGAUGCUGGUACCAUUUCUGGUUUAAAUGUCUUGAGAAUUGUCAAUGAACCAACUGCCGCUGCCAUUGCUUAUGGUUUAGAUAAAUCAGAUGAUGAAAAACAAAUUAUCGUUUAUGAUUUAGGUGGGGGUACUUUCGAUGUUUCCUUAUUAUCUAUUGAAGGUGGUGUCUUUGAAGUUUUAGCCACCGCUGGUGAUACUCAUUUAGGUGGGGAAGAUUUCGAUUUUAAAAUUGUUAGACAUUUAACUAAAGUUUUCCAAAAAAAACAUAAAAUUGAUAUUACUUCAAAUUCAAAAGCUAUUUCCAAAUUGAAAAGAGAAGCUGAAAAGGCUAAGAGAACUUUAUCCUCUCAAAUGAGUGCUAGAAUUGAAAUUGAUUCUUUUGUUGAUGGUAUUGAUUUUUCAGAAACUUUAUCCAGAGCUAAAUUCGAAGAAUUAAACGUUGAAGCUUUCAAGAAAACUUUAAAACCAGUCGAACAAGUCUUGAAAGACGCUGGUGUUAAAAAAUCUGAAAUUGACGAUAUUGUUUUAGUUGGUGGUUCCACUAGAAUUCCAAAAGUUCAAGAGUUAUUAGAAAAAUUCUUUGAUGGUAAAAAAGCUUCUAAAGGUAUUAACCCAGAUGAAGCAGUUGCUUAUGGUGCUGCCGUUCAAGCCGGUGUUUUAUCUGGUGAAGAAGGGGUUGAUGAUAUCGUUUUAUUGGAUGUUAAUCCUUUAACUUUAGGUAUUGAAACUACUGGUGGUGUUAUGACUACUCUUAUUAACAGAAAUACCGCUAUUCCAACUAAAAAAUCUCAAAUCUUCUCUACUGCUGCUGAUAACCAACCAACUGUUUUAAUUCAAGUUUUCGAAGGUGAAAGAGCAAUGGCUAAAGAUAACAAUAGAUUAGGUAAAUUCGAAUUGACCGGUAUUCCUCCUGCUCCAAGAGGUGUUCCUCAAAUUGAAGUUACUUUCUCCUUAGAUGCAAAUGGUAUCUUGAAAGUUGAAGCAAUGGAUAAAGGUACUGGUAAAUCAGAAUCUAUUACCAUCACCAAUGAUAAAGGUAGAUUAUCUAAAGAAGAUAUCGAUAGAAUGGUUGAAGAAGGUGAAAAAUUCGCUCAACAAGAUGCUGAAGUUAAAGCUAAAAUCGAAUCAAGAAAUUCAUUAGAAAAUUACGCUCAUUUAUUAAAAGGUCAAUUAAGUGAUCAAUCUGAAAAUGGAUUAGGUUCUAAAUUAGAUGAUGACGAUAAAGAAACCUUGGAUGACGCAGUUAAAGAAACCUUAGAAUUCAUCGAAGAUAAUUAUGAUACCGCUACUUCUGAAGAAUUCGAAGAACAAAAACAAAAAUUAAUCGAUGUUGCUAACCCAAUCACUUCAAAACUAUACGGUGGUGGUGAUGCCGGUGCCCAAUUUGGUGAUGCCGAUUCUGAUGAUGACUUUGAUCACGAUGAAUUGUAA
This is a messenger RNA of Hyphopichia burtonii NRRL Y-1933, 2040 nucleotides long. It is a transcript of the gene KAR2, whose product is annotated as Hsp70 family ATPase. Lineage: Eukaryota; Fungi; Ascomycota; Pichiomycetes; Serinales; Debaryomycetaceae. Bases 1 to 2040 code for a protein of 679 amino acids. Gene Ontology annotation, biological process: endoplasmic reticulum unfolded protein response; cellular response to unfolded protein; protein refolding. Gene Ontology annotation, molecular function: ATP hydrolysis activity; heat shock protein binding; misfolded protein binding. Gene Ontology annotation, cellular component: endoplasmic reticulum chaperone complex; membrane; endoplasmic reticulum lumen. The transcript has a single exon. The record is from RefSeq and is a predicted model, not a curated record.